Scheffersomyces coipomensis is the source of this 663-nucleotide messenger RNA. RefSeq lists its product as uncharacterized. The record is from RefSeq and is a predicted model, not a curated record. Lineage: Eukaryota; Fungi; Ascomycota; Pichiomycetes; Serinales; Debaryomycetaceae. The transcript has 4 exons. Bases 1 to 663 code for a protein of 220 amino acids.
AUGGAUAUACCUCCAUCUUAUGCUUCAGUGAUUGGAAAUCUGCUGGAAUCCGCAGGAGUACCCAUUGAAACUCAAAAUAUCGACCUCAAUAGGGCUAGAUUAAUAGUACGCCAACAGGAAGAUUUAAUAGAGCUUGUCAUGGCUAUUACUUCGAUAGAAAGUACACUUAACAUUUUACAUGAUGAAAUUAGGAAGAGAGAUAGUGCAGCACAAGAAGUCAAUAGACUUCAUAGAAGAGGACAUAAUCCCUUCUUUAAUUUUAAUUCUAAUUUUCAAAAUAUCCCAAGAUCCCGAUCAUCUUCUGAAUCAGCGGUUAACUCCAAUAAUCCACAUGAGAUAUUACCUAUUGCAGAGACUCCAAAGGAACCUCCAAAGACUGGUUUCAAAGCAGCAGUUGCUAAAUGUUUUGAUCAUUCGAUUUCUUUAAAUGGAGGUGCUGAUGGACUUAAAAGUCCUAAAACAUAUUCACUGGAUGUGAGUUCAAAAAUUAUGAAGCAAGGAUCAAAUAGUACUACUACUGAACUUUCAUCAGGAGUUACUUAUUUAAUAAACUACUUAAAUACAACAACUUCAACAACUACAACUACAAAUCCAGCAAUCAAUUCAAUGUCUCAAUCAGGAGAAUUUAUUAGCUCAUUUGAUGUAGGAUUUAAAGAGUUAUAG